GAGAACUUCACGUUCCCUCGUUAUUCUUGAGAUCCCUUCCAGUUCUUAGCGGGAGUUUGUUGCCCCUUAUCAUCUCCACGAAGCCAAUAGCCACUGCUCAACAGCGAGCCGACUUCAGUCUUUCGUCUCGAUACCGUCGACCGGUUCCCCGCACCGGGUGUUGAUCAGGGACCUGGAGGCCAUCAGCAUUUAGUGGCUAACAUCUAGCCGAGUCAAUAUCUGUAGGCGAUCAACUCCCCUAGGCUGACUACAAGCCUCGUAUCCUCUUGAGCGAAAUACGAUCCUACCUGUCACCGUCAAUUCAGACAUUACGCCGUCUGCUAGGUUAACUGGAGGAAGAACAACCACGAUGUUCCGCGCACAGCAGAACGCUUUUGAUGACGCAGUCGCCAAGGCGACUGACGAAAAUCUGACAUCGGAGAACUGGGAAUAUAUUCUUGAUGUGUGCGAUAAAGUUGCGGCGGAGGAAUCCGGUGCGAAAGAUGCCGUUGCGGCCCUGAUCAAGAGGCUUGCGCAUAGAAAUGCCAAUGUACAACUGUAUACUUUGGAGUUGGGCAAUGCUUUGGCACAGAAUUGCGGUCCGAAGAUACACCGUGAACUAGCAUCGCGAAGCUUCACGGAUGCCCUGCUCCGUCUUGCUAGUGAUAGAAACACCCACCAGCAGGUCAAGGCAAAGAUUCUAGAGCGUAUGCAAGAGUGGACAGACAUGUUUUCAAGUAACCCAGACUUCGGUAUUAUGGAGCAAGCAUAUAUGAAGUUGAAGACACAGAACCCGAACCUGCAGCCCCCUUCAAAGCCCGUGAAGACAGAGAUAACGGAUGCGGAUCGUCAGAAAGAAGAGGAGGAAUUGCAAAUGGCGCUAGCGCUCUCAAUUAGAGAAAAGAACCCUGUGGCCCCUGAGCCAAAGCCGGAGUCAAGUACUUCUAGUGCUGCCCCUGCCAGCCAGGCACAAGCCCCAACACAUCAGGCGGUUCCUUCUGGUACUUCUGCUGCCACUGUCUCGCGAGUUAGGGCGCUCUAUGACUUCCAGCCUUCAGAGCCUGGCGAACUACAAUUCCGCAGAGGCGAUGUCAUUGCAGUGCUCGAAUCCGUGUAUAAGGAUUGGUGGAAAGGCUCUCUAAGAGGGCAAACAGGCAUUUUCCCCCUCAACUAUGUUGAAAAGCUUCCUGAUCCUACAGUUGAAGAGUUACAGCGGGAAGCUCAGAUGGAAGGCGAGGUGUUCGGCCAGAUAAAGAACGUUGAGAAGCUAUUGACACUCCUCAGCACGCGUAGCACCGAACCAAACGUUCAGGAUAAUGAGGAAAUCACGGCCCUGUACCACUCAACUUUGGCAAUUCGACCUAAGCUGAUUGAGCUCAUCGGCAAAUAUUCUCAGAAAAAAGAUGAGUUUACCCAACUUAAUGAGAAGUUCAUUAAAGCGAGACGGGACUAUGAAUCUCUUCUGGAGGCAUCCAUGUCGCACCCCGUCCAGCCUCCGUAUGGCAGGCCUGGUCCAUCCCAGUAUGGGUAUCCCGGGCCUACGGCAUCCAUGGGCUAUCCUCAGGGCCCUCCGCAAUCUGAUCCUCAAAGAUAUUUCAGCCCUCGGCCUCAAGGUUUGUGAUCGCCAGUGGAUAUUAUCAGCAAACAUAGCUCUAAUGUCACGAGAAGAAACCCAAUCACACCAGCCCAAUACAUCCCCUUACUACGGUGCAGACCAAGCGCCUAUGUACCCUCCGCCGUCUCAAUCCCCCGAUCAACGCAACCGUACACCCCCAGCUGGAGCAUCCUAUCAGCCUGUGCAUCAUCGACCAGAAUCAACAUAUGAACACCCGCAAGAACUAGGAACAUCUGUUUAUGACUCCCCUGUGGAGCAUCCGUCCGCAAGCCAACGACUUCCAUAUCCUGCUAGUGGACAAGCCCCGCCGGCUGCCCAGCCACCCUUCCAGCAACAUCAGCAACAACAACAACAACAACAACAA
This is a messenger RNA of Aspergillus pseudotamarii, 1958 nucleotides long. Its product is annotated as ESCRT-0 subunit protein HSE1. Gene Ontology annotation, cellular component: ESCRT-0 complex. Bases 350 to 1600 code for a protein of 416 amino acids. Gene Ontology annotation, biological process: protein transport to vacuole involved in ubiquitin-dependent protein catabolic process via the multivesicular body sorting pathway. Gene Ontology annotation, molecular function: phosphatidylinositol binding; ubiquitin binding. Lineage: Eukaryota; Fungi; Ascomycota; Eurotiomycetes; Eurotiales; Aspergillaceae. The transcript is spliced from 8 exons. The record is from RefSeq and is a predicted model, not a curated record.